Scheffersomyces stipitis CBS 6054 is the source of this 2470-nucleotide messenger RNA. RefSeq names its product Zcf25p (gene ZCF25). The record is from RefSeq and is a predicted model, not a curated record. NCBI's taxonomy places the organism in Eukaryota, Fungi, Ascomycota, Pichiomycetes, Serinales, Debaryomycetaceae. Bases 43 to 2382 code for a protein of 779 amino acids. The transcript has 4 exons. Gene Ontology annotation, molecular function: DNA binding; zinc ion binding; DNA-binding transcription factor activity, RNA polymerase II-specific. Gene Ontology annotation, biological process: regulation of DNA-templated transcription; DNA-templated transcription.
CGCCCAUACUUAGAUACAAUUUAUUUUUUUUGCCAAAAAAAAAUGGAAAUCUUGAUGGAGCCUAAGCGGAAAAAAACCCCCAUCAUCAUCUCAUCCGUCCUCGAGCCGGAGAGACGAAAGAAAGUCACCAAGGCGUGUGACUAUUGCAAGAAGCGAAAAUAUAAAUGUAGCGGCAAAUCGCCUUGCUAUCUCUGUGAAAAGAAGAAGAUCGAAUGCAAGUUCUCCAUAGUCGACAAGAGAACAACCAAAGUCAAGAAGAAGAAAGGGGGUAUUUCUAAAUCCACUAAUUCACACCCCGAUGGUAUAGCGGCCAGUUCUAGCGAAAUAGCCGCGGACGCUCUCGUCCAAUCAAACAGCUACGUCGAUCUGGCUCCUGACGGCUCUUCAUCCAAAGAUAACCUAGGUUCCAAGCCAAAAGCCGCUUAUAUCCCCAAAAGUCUCCAGCCACUUCUUUCCUUUCCCUUGGGCGAAGAUGGCGAAACAGUCAGUGAUGACGAAGGUGGAUAUUCUAAGCCCAUGGAUGAUGACGAAGAUAUGCCCGAAGAAGAUCAAAACGGAAUUGAAAGCUUGUCCAACAACUAUGGCAAGAGUUCUAGGCUCUUGUUUGAUUCUGCUGGAAAUUUGCGCUAUAUUGGAGAAAGCAGUCCUUUAUCCCUUUUAUUUGAAUGUCGUAACAUUUUCCUUAGCACUAUUGGAAGCUGUGAGUUCACAUCUGAUCCUCAGGGUGUUAACAUAAUUGAUGAACCAGGAAAGAUCAAAAACGGAAUUCCUGUGCAAUUGCCGAAAAGAGAACACUGCAACAUUCUUGUUAAGUUCUUUGAAUCUAACGUCAACUCCACCUGGUACGUUUUCAACAUGCGCUACUUCAAGGAGUACAUUGUAGACUACAUUUACGACAACCCUAUUAGGGCCAGACCCGAAAAACUAGUAUUGCUCCAUUUGGUGUUAGCGUUGGGUUUGUUGUAUGCUGAAACUUCCAAAAGCUUUCUCAUUGAAGACUUGGAGUCUUCUUCCAUCAACUCGCUAGCUUUCUUUGAAAGUGGCUGUAAUUUGAUGAGAAACACCGUGGAUGAUGGGAAGUUGUGGCUUUCUGAAGCAUAUCUCUUGAUAUACUUCUAUUACCAAUCCACUUCCAAAAGAAGUACAUCCUGGAUUAUGUUAGGCACGGCUAUCAGAAACGCUCAAGCUUUAGGUUUGCAUCGUAAGUUCAUCAACGAGUCAUUCAGAGACAGAGAGUAUAUUAUGCAUCGCCGAAAAUUAUGGAGAAGUUUGUAUGUCUGCGACAGAAGCUCUUCAAUACUUUUGGGACGCCCACUUUUGAUCGGUGACUACGACUGGGACGACUUUGACAACGUGGAUCUUAUUGACUACGAGGAUAAGAUCAAUCAUGACAAGAAUAUUUAUUGCUUGAUAGAAAUUGCUAAAGUGUGCAAAAUCAACGGGAAAAUCGUGCAUAAUUUCUACUUGGAUGGGAUGAUAUCACCUGCACGAGCAGAGAAGUUAGCAAUCGAGUUAAAGCUAUGGUCAAUUAACUUGCCCAAAGAAUUACAAAUCGACAGAAUUUUAAGAGGCACUAACCUGGAAGUCAGUUCGGAUAAAUUUGCCUUGCUAUUGCUUCACUUAUCCCAAUUGUAUGGAAUUAUGCUUUUAAGUAAGCCAUUUUUCAUGUACAUCGCUUUCAAAAGCAACAUAGCCAAUAAUUCUGGUGGACUGGUGCCACCUAGAAGAAACAGACAUGAAGCUACAAUGGUCAAUUUUUGCAAGGCAAGCGUGAAAUCGUCAGUAUUAACUAUUCAGCUUAUUAAUCUCUACCGUGAACGACACCCGCAGAGAAUAGAGCUGUACACCACUGUAAAUUGUUGCUUUAUGGCAGCAUUAAUACUUGGUUUGUCUAUUCUCCAUAGGAAGAAUAACCCUGAAUUUCAAGAUGAGUACAAUAUUGCUCUUCUUAUGGAAACACUCAAUACAGCAAAGAUAAUUUUAUCCUUCUACGGCCCAAUUAAUGCUACAUCUCAGCGGUUCUACAAAAUUGUUGGUAAGAUGCAACGUUCACUAGAGGCAGCCUAUGGAGACAUGGAACAUAUGAUAUCAUCUUCUGUCUCUUCUCCGAAUAAUAUUAGAGACGGCAUUUUCAGCACUCCUUCGGCGGCUCCUUUGAAUAUUGCUGCUUUACAGAACCACUCUCUAAGAGGAGGAAAUGCCAGUGACUUGGAAGCGCUUAUGAACUUUCAGCAAUUCUUCGUCCCUUCGGCUUCCAAAGCAGGUGGCAUCAACGAAGAUUUCGCUACUCAAUCCACAACUUCGUCAGCUGCUGGUGAACCGCUUGAAGCAUUUAUGUAUAAUAUGGGAACAAAUGAUAUCUUGUUCGAUGGAAAUAUUUAAUUCUUGAAUUUAUUUUCACUAUGUAUACUAUAUUUUCAAUUUAGCCGCGCCCGCCCAGACGUGUAUAGCAAUAUAUGAAUUUUCAUAG